Cucurbita maxima (winter squash) is the source of this 1390-nucleotide messenger RNA. RefSeq names its product probable ubiquitin-like-specific protease 2A. NCBI's taxonomy places the organism in Eukaryota, Viridiplantae, Streptophyta, Magnoliopsida, Cucurbitales, Cucurbitaceae. The record is from RefSeq and is a predicted model, not a curated record. The transcript is spliced from 7 exons. Gene Ontology annotation, biological process: proteolysis. Gene Ontology annotation, molecular function: cysteine-type peptidase activity. Bases 202 to 1026 code for a protein of 274 amino acids.
UCCAACGGCUCUGAAGUUACUAACCAAUACCGUCGGGUUCAUUAAAAAAUUUCAGAACGAAUUACGAUAUGUCGUUUCGUUCAUCGCAGGAACGAUUCAGAAUCCCCCCGGCCUCCUAAUCUAGCCCAGCCCGGCGGCCACCGUUCUUCAUCUUCGACCGAGAAGAAGGAUCCGGCGAAGUUCUGGAAAGUUUCGCAAUCAAUGGGUAAACGAAAGCGUCCACAACCGGUGAACUUCAUUGACCUCGAUCAGCCGACCACAGGGCAUGGCAACAGGAAAAAAUUAAAAGAAUCUGAGAAUAUCGAAACUGUACAGCUUGUACCCCCCUCGACAUCAGACACUAGUCCUGUUCGUCGUUGCAAGCAAUCAACAGCAGAAGUUGAAACCAGUGGUGCAAGUCCUAGUCAAAAAAGGAAGCUUGACUCUAGAGCUUUUGAAUAUUGUUUUCAGAAUUUAUGGAGGAGCUCUCCAGAAGAGAAGAAGAUCCAGUUUACAUACCUUGACUGUUUAUGGUUUAGCUUGUACUUGAAAGCAGCACACAGAAGAAAGGUCCUGAAAUGGAUUAAGAACAAACAAAUAUUUUCAAAGAAAUAUGUCUUUGUUCCUAUUGUUUGCUGGAGCCACUGGAGCCUAUUGAUAUUUUGCCACUUUGAUGAGAAGCCGGAGUCAAAAACUAGAAAACCAUGCAUGUUAUUGCUUGAUUCACUUCAGGAGGCAAAUCCAAGACGGCUUGAACCAGAGAUUAGAAAAUUUGUUAUGGACAUUUUCAAAGAUGAUGGCAGGUGCAAAAACUUGAAGGUUAUUGGCGAUAUUCCUCUCAUGGUGCCAAAGGUGCCACAACAGAAGAAUGGUGAAGAAUGUGGCAAAUUUGUUCUGUACUUCAUUCAUUUGUUUAUGAAAGCUGCUCCAGAAAAAUUUAGCAUCAAAGACUACCCUUACUUCAUGAAAGAGAAUUGGUUUACAGAAGAAGGUGUGUGCCAAUUCUUCAAGACAUUCGGCCAUUUUGAAGAUGAUAUCUGUCUAUAAUUUGUGCUCGACGCGUCGUGUUCGUCCUUGGCACAGUCAGCUUGUCAUCUACUCCAUGAUAAGAUUUGUAUAGCAAAGUUCACUAAUUCCUGACAUAGUUUAGUGUGUUUUGAAUUGAGGAUUUGUUGUGAAAUGAGGAGGCAUUUGUAGGGAAACGAGGAGCAUUCAUAAUUGGCUCAUCUUCUUAAUGUAGAUCAACUACUUUCAUGACUAUAGUACCUGAAGGAUUGAUUGGGUGUUCCAAUUAGUUUGAUAUACAUGUAAAUGCAUUUGUUCAUAUGAUGCUACUAUAGAGUAUCCACUUUCAUUGUUAAAUCUUGGUCCGGUGAAUCAUGAACAUAUUAUUCAUUCAGUUCUAUGAAUG